CGAGGAAGUCUACUACAAUGCGGUCUAUUGUUUCCGAGUAUAGGUUUAAGCGAUGCUAAGCCUCCUUCAGCGUAGUUAGUCUGCCUGAUCGGCAUCGGCGGCGACGGUCUUUGCGCUUGGCUCGAGGCGAGGAUUCUGCGCAUGACCCUCGCAAGUCAGUGUAACGCGGCUUAUCGGAUAUCUGACCGGUGAACCGGCGAACGGGGAAGAAGUCCGAUAACUAAACAUGCGAUAAGAACUACGUAGGACUGAUCUGACCGAUAAGGCAGGCACGGGACAUUUGGGCCUGUUGAGCUGCUCGAUCUAUAAAAAACCCUUGCUGAGCCAGUUUGAGCGGGGAACACAAACCCCUCUUUCUUCAUCAUACCCCUUUCCAGAAUCCUGGUUUGAACCCAACACAAAAUGGGCGUUUCCGACGAGAUUGCGACUCCCGUCGCAAGAUCCCUUGACAAUAAUGGCUCCGAUAUCAUCCAGGUCCAGGAUGCCGACGAAUUGCGAUUGGCCCAAAUGGGUGCGUUUCACCAAGCCAAAGCUUCUACUAUGCGACGGGGGGUGAUGCUGAUUGACAACUAUUGGUCCAUUCAUCAGGGCAUAAACAGGAAUUGAAACGACAUUUCUCUGUGUGGAGCUUGAUCGGUCUGGCUGCGAACUGUACUAUAUCUUGGACUGGUGAGUUGAUCACUCAAAGGGUUCAAGGUGUCGAUGAAUCUAACGUCUCAAGGUCUCGGGCUCGGGCUUAUUACAUCCAUCAAUGCGGGCGGUCCUGGUGCUUUGAUUUACGGGUUCAUUCUGGUUUUCAUCCUUCAGUGCUUCCUGGGCGCCUCCCUUGCAGAAUUCGUCUCGGCAUAUCCUGUUGAGGGUGGGAUGUAUCACUGGAUUGCUGCAAUUGCUCCCAAGCGUUACAAUAGCCUUCUGAGCUUCGCAACUGGCUGGAGCACAGUGUUCGGAUGUACGUAACUGGCGGUUUCUGACUGCCCGUUGCAUUUUGGGAGCUAAUUGAAUUAGGGAUCUUCACAACGGCUUCAACAAACCUUAUCUAUGCUUCUACCUUUAUGGCGCUGAUCGCGCUAUACAAGACGGACAUGGUGCUUCAGCCCUGGAUGACGUUUGUAGCUUAUCAGGGUCUAAACAUCCUCACUUCAAGCGUUGUCAUGUUUGGCAAUCGCUACAUCCCUAUCAUAAACAAGUUUUCAUUGGUUUAUCUCCAGCUCGCAUGGUUUGUCACCAUGGUCACGGUGGCCGCAGCGGCCCCAACUCAUAACGAUGAGAAAUUUGUUUUUCGAACCUGGAUGAACAAUACUGGCUGGGACAAUAAUGUUAUAUGCUUCAUUACUGGUCUUGUGAAUCCGCUGUAUGCCCUCGGUGGACUGGAUGGAAUCACUCAUAUCACCGAAGAGAUGCCAAAUCCAGGGAAAAAUGCCCCUUUGGCCCUAGCCUGCACUCUGAUCAUCGCUUUUGUUACUGGUCUGUCUUAUAUGCUUAGCCUCAUGUUCUCCGUGCAAGACUAUGGAAGUUUGGCAGAUACACCAACCGGUCUACCGUUGGCAGAAAUCUUUCGUCAAGCAACUCAAACACGUGGUGGUGCAUUCGGCCUUGUUUUCCUAGUAUGGGUGGCUUUGGGGCCAUGCAUGCUUGGAGCUCAGCUCAGCACAGGAAGAAUGUUUUGGGCAUUUGCUCGAGAUGGCGGCCUUCCCUUUUCAGGGGUUUGGUCCAAGGUUCAUCCGCGAUUGGGCUCUCCGUUCAACGCACAGCUGUGUGUUACUGUCAUUGUGGCACUUCUAGGGUGUAUCUACCUAGGUUCGAGUACAGCCUUCAAUGCGAUGAUGAGUUCCGCUGUAACCAUUAAUAACAUCGCAUAUCUGGUUCCAAUCCUGACGAAUGUACUCCUUGGCCGCAAGACGAUGCACAGAGGCCCUUUUUUCUUGGGUUCUAUUGGCGGUAUGACGGUCAACAUUGUAACGAUUGCGUGGCUGGUGUUUGCAAUCGUUUUCUUUUCGUUCCCAUUCUAUAUGCCAGUGACAGCAUCUAACAUGAACUACACUUGUGCAUGUGUCGGGGGGUUCCUGGUCAUUGAGUUGGCAUGGUGGCUCGUCGCUGGAAGGAAAUACUCCAAGAAUAUGCAAAAGGCAAAGGAAGAGGAACAGAAUGCUGCUCGAGCUGUGAUUGUCAACCCAGAAGACAAGACUUAAGAUGUAGUUGGUACCCUGUGUGGUUGAUCAUAUGAAUGGGCCAAUAUCUCUGCGCUCCAAUUGGUCUAUGCCUGAGGUUCUAUGCUUGACUGUCCGAAAACUUAUGAUGUGGUACUUCGUUCAAUCUUUCCUCCUCGUUGCAAUUGUAGGUAAGCUUUUUGGAUGCCGGAGGUGCCAGCUUCCAAGCAUCUCGC
This is a messenger RNA of Aspergillus melleus, 2383 nucleotides long. RefSeq names its product putative choline transporter Hnm1. Lineage: Eukaryota; Fungi; Ascomycota; Eurotiomycetes; Eurotiales; Aspergillaceae. Gene Ontology annotation, cellular component: membrane. The transcript has 10 exons. Gene Ontology annotation, molecular function: transmembrane transporter activity. The coding region runs from base 1053 to 2189 and encodes 378 amino acids. Gene Ontology annotation, biological process: transmembrane transport. The record is from RefSeq and is a predicted model, not a curated record.